Iphiclides podalirius (scarce swallowtail) is the source of this 1380-nucleotide messenger RNA. Lineage: Eukaryota; Metazoa; Arthropoda; Insecta; Lepidoptera; Papilionidae. The record is from the annotation of a GenBank genome assembly.
AUGGAUUUUCCGGCUACUCCGUCCAAUGCAUCAGAUAGUAAUGAUUAUCCCGGCGCCACACCCUCUACUUUUGAUAUGACUCAAGAUAAUAACAAAAGACGAAGUUCUUCAAGAUCAAUAAAGCGGCGUCGAUUUGACGAUGAGCUCGUUGAAUAUAGUUUGGGUUUGCCUGGUGCAUCCUUUGGUAAAAGUGAUAAAAGAAUGCGCACCCAAUCCUAUACCAGUCAAAUGUCAGACUUUGCCGGAGCGGUCAAUACAUCAGUUACUCCGAUACAGCCAUCUCAGGAGCGUCGAAGGGUCUCAAGUAAAGUGUCAGGUGGUGGAAGUUUGGGGCGAAAGUCUCGUCGCAAAGGACAAUUGAGUCAGUUAUCUACCAAAGAUUUGGGUCGAUGGAAACCUACCGAUGACCUCGCACUUAUAUUAGGAGUACAACAAACAAAUGACUUACGUAUUGUUCAUCGUGGAGUUAAAUUCUCAUGCCGUUUUACUGUGGGUGAACUCCAAUCCCGUUGGUAUGCAUUGUUGUAUAAUGCCGAAAUAUCCAGAGUUGCUAUUGCCGCUAUGCGCAACUUACAUCCUGACCUUGUUGCGGCUGUGCAGCAACAGGCAUUGUAUUCUACAGCAGAGGAAGAAUUGCUUGGAACUUUACCUAGUAAUACACACCCUGCUCCUGAGAAGUUUCAAGAGCUACUAGAACAGAAUCCACAUGUGUUUUAUCCAUCGCGAACUGCUAAGUCCCUGAUGGUCCAUUGGCAACUUCUCAAACAGUAUCAACUCCUACCAGACCAAACUGUACAGCCCUUACCAAAAAGUCAAAGUGACAGUGUGUUGACUUUUUCUGAUGCAGAAGACACUAUAAAUGAUUCUGAAUUGCAAGAUUUUAAAGAAGAUGGUGUAGAUAUUGAAAUGCAAUUAGCUGACAGAGUGGAGAAAAAGGAUAUACGUUUGUUGGAGAACUCGCUAUCUCGAUGGCAGGUUUUGGUGCAAUCGGUGGCUGGUGGCAACAUUGAAUUGGACAAAAACACGCUCGCUGUACUACGAGGCCGUCUCGUGCGUUAUCUGAUGCGAUCGAGAGAAAUUGCCGUCGGCCGCAGCACCCGGGACCACACUAUAGACGUGGACUUGAGUUUGGAGGGCCCGGCUGCGAAGGUGUCCAGAAAGCAGGCCACAAUACGCCUGCGUAACAGUGGGGACUUUUUUAUGUCAUCAGAGGGCAAAAGGCCCAUAUUCGUCGACGGUCGUCCCGUCCUCCAGGGGAACAAAGUCAAAUUGAAUCACAAUAGCGUCAUCGAGAUCGCUGGUCUCCGUUUCGUGUUUCUCGUCAAUCAAGAUCUAAUAAGUGCCAUUCGACAAGAAGCCGUUAAGGUGAACAUACCCGUG